Messenger RNA from Aegilops tauschii subsp. strangulata, 534 nucleotides. NCBI's taxonomy places the organism in Eukaryota, Viridiplantae, Streptophyta, Magnoliopsida, Poales, Poaceae. The record is from RefSeq and is a predicted model, not a curated record.
AUGCCCACGACCACUGCUACUCCCCGCUGUGCGCGCCUUCCCGCACCUAGGUUCGCCUACUUCUGCUACUGCUCGCAUCGCUGCAUGCCGUCGCCGCCCCCUGCUGCUGCCGCCGCCAGCAGCCUCGCCUUCCCCUGCAGCCGCGCGGCCCCGCCACCAUCGUCGUCCCGCGCUCGUUGCGCCGUGCCGCCCCGCUUCGGUCUGCGACUGCCUGCCCGUCGUUGGCCGCGCCUCCGGCAGCUCCGUGAAGCCCGCGCCCUCCCCUACUGCCCGUGGCCGAUGCCUCUUCUCCGCGUUAGCCGUCAUGGCCGCGCUCGGCCGCCGCCAACCCCGCAGCCCGCGCCCCGUUCCACUGCGUUGUCGCCCCUGCUGCGCUGCUCUGCUUGCUGCUUCCGCCGCGGGCCGCCGCUGCAGCGCGUGAGCCCCGCCCCGUGCUCCUCUGCGCCCCGUCCCGCCGACCGGGGCUACCGGCUCCGCCCGCCGUGGCCCUCGCGCCCCGCUCCCUCGUCGGCCGGUGGCCUCGCCCGGGCGUAG